Molecule: messenger RNA, 3301 nt
Organism: Psammomys obesus (fat sand rat)
Lineage: Eukaryota; Metazoa; Chordata; Mammalia; Rodentia; Muridae
Gene: Ric8a
Product: RIC8 guanine nucleotide exchange factor A
Exons: 10
Coding region: 1014-2618 (534 amino acids)
Biological process (GO): G protein-coupled receptor signaling pathway
Cellular component (GO): cytoplasm; plasma membrane
Molecular function (GO): guanyl-nucleotide exchange factor activity; G-protein alpha-subunit binding
Source: RefSeq, a predicted model, not a curated record
UCAAUCAGUCCCGAGCUUCGGGCUCUGCGAAACCCAAACGUGAGGACUACGGAAUAGGGAGGACAGACAGAACCGAAGGAGAAUAGCGUAGGAGACGUCAGGGCCUGACGCCGGGUAGGGGCUAGCGCCGGUUAGCUCAGCGAGUGACUGGUCAUUCCCUGGAGCAUCGCUUGUGCGUGUCAGUCACCGUGAGGUGCACCUUCCCCGACUCUGCCUUCAGCUACGUGGCGGGAGGACCUGGCUCCCCACUAGCCAGCGCUCGUACGCUUCUAACACCUGACACGCGCAGGCCGCCUCUCCGGUGCUCCUCCCGCGGGAGUGGCUUUCCCACGGGUGUUUUUCACUGCCUUCUCUCCGAUCCUUCCUCCACACGCUCUGCAACUUUCUUUUUCUUUUGAUAACCAUUUUAUGUUGGUGAUUUGGCCUUACGUUUAUUUUGAGACCGGUCUCACGAAGUAUCCCCUGGCUGGCCUAGAACCCUCAGGAUCUGACUACUGCCUGCCUCUCGCAUGCUGGGGUUUAAAAGAGCGUGCUCCACUCUGCCCGGCUAAGCACAUUAUUUGUCCACCCGAGUCGUUGCACUCGUCUUUCCCUGUUCUCCAUGGAGUAUGAGCUCCAGGGUGUGGACCAAGGAUCGCCGUGCUCCCCCAAUUGCCUAAGCGGUCAGGAGACAGCGCUGCCUUCAUCUCUGCACAGCUGUGCGUGCGUCCGGAGGGCGGUCCACGCGGGGGCCAACUAGUUCCCUUGCCUGCUAGGAACUCCGGCUAGAGAGGAGGGCACAAAAGGAGGACGCUGCCCAAGCCGCCCAAGACAGGCUGCUCGGCGACCACGUCCGGAUUGCUCCACCUUAAGCCGGAGGCCCGCCCCGCGCCUGUACACACCCUUUUGGCUCAGCGGCGCUCCCGGCAUUCCUCACGCAUGGACGCUGGGCUUCCGGACCUGGGCGGAGCCCGCGGGUUUGUCCGACUGCGUUUUCCCCGGCCCAGGCUUUCCAGCACCAGGUGCCAGGGGCUAUGGAGCCCCGGGCAGUUGCGGAUGCUUUGGAAGCGGGAGAGGAAGACACGGUGGCAGAAGCUCUGCGGUCGUUCAACCGGGAGCACUCCCAGAGCUUCACCUUCGAUGAUGCCCAACAAGAAGACAGGAAGAGACUCGCAAAGCUGCUGGUCUCCGUACUGGAGCAGGGCUUGCCACCAAAACACCGUGUCACCUGGCUGCAGACUAUCCGAAUCCUAUCCCGAGACCGCUGCUGCCUGGACUCAUUUGCGAGCCGCCAGAGCUUACAUGCACUAGCCUGCUAUGCUGACAUUACCAUGUCAGAGGAGCCCAUCCCACAGCCCCCAGACAUGGAUGCCCUGCUCGAGUCUCUCAAAUGCCUGUGCAAUCUCGUGCUCAGCAGUCCAAAAGCACAGAUGCUAGCAGCAGAGGCUCGCCUGGUGGUGAGGCUCGCAGAGCGUGUGGGACUGUACCGCAAAAGGAGCUAUCCCCACGAAGUCCAGUUCUUUGACUUGAGGCUCCUUUUCCUGCUAACAGCCCUUCGCACUGAUGUGCGCCAGCAACUGUUUCAGGAGCUGCAUGGUGUGCGUCUGCUGACUGACGCGCUGGAACUGACACUGGGGGUGGCCCCCAAAGAAAACCCCCCGGUGACACUUCCGGCCCAAGAGACAGAGAGGGCCAUGGAGAUCCUCAAAGUGCUCUUUAACAUCACCUUUGACUCGGUCAAGAGGGAGGUGGAUGAGGAAGACGCUGUCCUUUACCGGUACCUGGGGACCCUUCUGCGGCACUGUGUGAUGGUUGCUGCUGCUGGAGAUCACACAGAGGAGUUCCAUGGCCACACGGUGAAUCUCCUGGGGAACUUGCCCCUAAAAUGUUUGGAUGUCCUUCUCGCCCUGGAGCUACAUGAAGGAUCCUUAGAGUUUAUGGGAGUUAAUAUGGAUGUGAUCAGUGCCCUCCUCGCCUUCCUGGAGAAGCGUCUGCACCAGACCCACAGGCUGAAGGAGUGUGUGGCACCUGUGCUGAGUGUGCUGACGGAAUGUGCCCGAAUACAUCGUCCUGCCAGGAAGUUCCUGAAGGCCCAGCUGCCUCCCCAGGUCCUGCCCCCUCUGAGGGAUGUGAGGACUCGGCCUGAGGUGGGGGACCUGCUUCGAAACAAGCUUGUCCGCCUCAUGACACACCUUGAUACAGACGUGAAGAGGGUAGCUGCCGAGUUCCUCUUUGUCUUAUGCUCUGAGAGUGUGCCCCGAUUCAUCAAGUACACAGGCUACGGGAAUGCUGCUGGCCUCCUGGCUGCCAGGGGUCUCAUGGCAGGUGGCCGGCCUGAGGGCCAGUACUCAGAGGAUGAGGACACCGACACAGAGGAGUACAGAGAAGCUAAGGCCAGCAUCAACCCUGUGACUGGAAGGGUGGAGGAGAAGCCACCCAAUCCUAUGGAAGGCAUGACAGAGGAGCAGAAGGAACAUGAGGCCAUGAAGCUGGUGAACAUGUUUGAUAAGCUCUCCAGGCACAAAGUCAUCCAACCCAUGGGGAUGAGUCCCCGGGGUCACCUCACUUCUCUGCAAGAUGCGAUGUGCGAGACCAUGGAGGGGCAGCUCUCCUCAGACCCCGACUCAGACCCUGACUGAAGAUGGCAGCGGCUUUGCUCCCCUUCAGAACUGGUGCUGCUUCCAGACAUGUCCUUGGGGUGCUGCCGAGAGAAGCCACACUCCUCUCCUGCUGGGGAGGCCUUUCUCUUUACUCCCCUCGCUAUCCAUGAUUUGCCUUUGGUCCAGUUUCUCAUGUUUAGGACUGUGGUAGUCUUGUCCUCUAAAGACUAGGAACCCACCUUUAAUUUUCACAAGUGAAGUUGUUUCUUUGAUGUUUCCCAAGCAUAUGCUGUAGCUCCAGCCAUGGGCAGAGCUGCCUUGGCACAUAAAUGAACAUGCAUGUACAAGGGGACUGAGCAGGGUACACACUGUGAAAGCAUGUCUGGGCUGUCACUGCCAGCUUAGAGCCCGUAUGCGGAGCAUAUGCUGUGUUUCAAACAUAUUAGAAUCUGUUGGAAUUGUUUAAUUAUGUCAAAAAUACACCACGAAUCAUGGUUCCUGCUUCUGGCCCCACUGAGCACAGGGACAGUGGCUUCUUCUAAAUUCUUCUUGGUCCUGGCUCCACCACCCACUGCAGUAUCCACAUACCCAAGCCUGACUGGUUGUGACAUCUAAUCCACUCACAGCCACUGGUGUCAUAAUUACAAGAAGGCAAAAGUUGGAAGACAAGGUAAACCUGAGCUCUCUGAGGCACAGAAUAAAGAGUUUGGGACAAGACUGUA